Molecule: messenger RNA, 1641 nt
Organism: Peniophora sp. CBMAI 1063
Lineage: Eukaryota; Fungi; Basidiomycota; Agaricomycetes; Russulales; Peniophoraceae
Source: the annotation of a GenBank genome assembly
AUGGCUAUGUCGGCGUCCGUACUGUCUGCGCUUCCUUCGCCUGACGAGGAAAAGACCUUCCGCUUUGGCGCGUUCCCGGUUCAGGAUGCCGAGGAGAAGGCCCGUCCGCGCUACGUACGGCAGCUGAGCGACAACGAGGUUGCGUACUUCCUACCGUCGCGCGCUGACGGUGUGAACGACAUGUGCAUCCAGCUCCGAGUUAGGGCUCCGCUUCGACUGAUGCAUCGCGAGCGAGUAUCCCUUGUCUGGGCGAUCCUCCGUAUGCGGCACCCAUUGCUCGCUUCGAGGAUCGAGAUGCAUGAUUACGAUGACAUUCGCUUGAUCUACGAGCCGCCGACUUCGCCGGACGACGCCGUUCGGGAUGCCGAAGAGCGUAUGGGAUGGGGAUACGGGACGAUGGAUGAGGUCAUUGACAGUUGCCUCAAUGGUCCCCGCGUUCUCGCUAGUGAUCGUGUCUCGUAUCUGUCGGUCUCUCGUGCCCCUACACAGGAGCCGUAUCCUUCUCCGCCUCAGACGCCCUCGCUCUCAUCAGUCGGUCAGAGUGCAUUUCAAGCCGUGGGGGUUGAGAAGCAUGAGUUUCAGGUGCUCUUGACUGCCUUGCACUGUCUGGGCGAUGGUAUGGCCAUGCACACCAUGGCAAAUGACUUCUUCUCUAUGGUCGGGGGCAGCAUGUCGGAUAACGAGCUGCGCGCUUACAUGGCCGCCGAGUGGGAGAAGCGUGUCGAGCAACCGAUGGCAAAUGGGGCCGACCUCCUGCCGCCGUGUCUCGAAGACAGUCUCCCCGAAGAUAAGGGCAAGAUCACACGCGCAGCAGCACGUGUGGACUAUGACCGAGUACUGGCAAAGCAGAUUGGCGGACACACACUUCCGAGGCGGCAAAACCCAAGUCGUCACAUUGCCAUCGGGAAGCACACAUUCGACGCGGACAUGACGAAGUCGAUGCUCAAGAAGUGCAAGUUGCAGAAUGUAUCCUUUGCGGGCGCGAUGUUUGCGGCCUGCAACAUUUCUUGGGCGCGCAUGACCUCGCGUGAGCAACAGGCGCUACCUUUGAUGAUCUACUCCGCGAUGAAUGUGCGGCCAUUCCUACGCCCGCGAGCCCACGACUCCUACAUGUUCCUCGCGCUCGGCUACUUCAACAUCGUACUUCCCAGCUUCAUCGGGCAAGACGAGGCCAAGACGUUCUGGCAUCGCGCGCGCUCCGUCAAGGAUCAGAUCAGCAAGGCGCAGAAGACCCCCAUGCUCAUCCCACGCAUCCGCGAGAUGACGCGCCGACGUGCCGCGCAGAGUCGGAUUUGGGGCCGCGAGGACGAUGAGAAGGAAGCGGGAAACUGGGUUCCUCCACCAUCGAGGCCCGUCUCGAACGCACCUGCACCUCCACGCGCACCCUCUACUGUCCUCUGCGGCCUAUCGAUGCUGGGCAACCUCGACACAAUGUACACGUACGGCCAGUACCCCGAUAUUGAGGUUGUGGCGCUAAACAACGGUCCACGUCUCCGCGGCAAUGGGGCGCUCAUGUUUGCGUACACAUUCCUCGGGAAGACCACCGUGCACUUUUACUAUGAUGAGGGUGCUAUCGAGCCCAAGGCUCUCACGACCUUCUGGGAUGGAAUGUUGAGUGCCGUGCAGGAGUUCAUGGCGUAG